Molecule: messenger RNA, 888 nt
Organism: Perkinsus marinus ATCC 50983
Lineage: Eukaryota; Perkinsozoa; Perkinsida; Perkinsidae
Exons: 1
Coding region: 1-888 (295 amino acids)
Source: RefSeq, a predicted model, not a curated record
AUGCUCGUCAGGAUUUCUGUAGCUACGAUAGCCCUCACCUCACUUGCUGAAGGCAUCGUGGUCGACCGUUCAAGUGGUGAUGAGAAGCCUCUUUUCGGUAGCUUCGACGACAUGGAGCUCACGCCAGAGGCCACCAACCUACUGAAGGAGUUUGAGGCCAAUCUGAUCAAGCAAGAUGAGGAGCGUAUUGCCUCAUACUCUGGAGUCCCCCAGCUAGCAGCAGUUUCGGCUGACGGUAGCUUUUCAUAUCCCCCGGGUUGUACACCGGAGAUGCGCCCGGAAGGCAAGUACUACUGCUUCCAUGGCAAGCGCAAUACAACCGGUAAAGAGAAGGAAGUGACAGCCAUUCUUGAUGUCUUUGAUAUUAAAGACCCACAGGACAAUGUCGUUAUUGGUUUCACAGCCAAGUUCGAGGACAACACUGCGAGAACGCUGCGACCCCACGCUGGUGGUGAUGCGGAGAUUGUAGUUUUUGGUGACAACAGCGAGCUUGGCGCGACCUUUUCCCUGGCGACCUAUGAUGUGGAAUCCCCCAAGCCUGGUCUACUCGGUCGCCUGCAGAAGAACAUCAUCGCUGAUCCUCACUUUAAAAUAUAUAUCUACAACUACCAAGUUAUGGACAUGGAACAUGUGCCCACUGAAACUAGCUACGUGUACGCCACAGAUGGUGGGGAUAUGGGCUUCAACGUAACAACAGCGAUUGUGGAUAAUGAUACAAUCAGUACUUUUGGUGGUUCCCUCCAUUUGACCUUGGAUACAUUCGAGGGCAAUGACAGCGUAUGGGACAUUAUGGGUACAGCGGAGGCCUUCGUCAAUUCUGAAUCAAUCAAGUUGAACCACACCGAGUCGGUGACCUUCCUUCAGGACAGGAUCGUCUUGCCAGAAUAA